Messenger RNA from Colius striatus (speckled mousebird), 1576 nucleotides. RefSeq names its product calcium/calmodulin dependent protein kinase I (gene CAMK1). Lineage: Eukaryota; Metazoa; Chordata; Aves; Coliiformes; Coliidae. The transcript is spliced from 12 exons. Gene Ontology annotation, molecular function: ATP binding; calmodulin binding; calcium/calmodulin-dependent protein kinase activity. Bases 94 to 1191 code for a protein of 365 amino acids. Gene Ontology annotation, cellular component: intracellular anatomical structure. The record is from RefSeq and is a predicted model, not a curated record. Gene Ontology annotation, biological process: peptidyl-serine phosphorylation.
CGCUGCCCGGCCCGGGAGGAGCCGCCGUUGCUCGGCGCGGGGCCGCGGCCGCCGCAGCGCCCUCGGUGGGAGCGGUUGGCCCCACGGGUCACCAUGCCGCUGGGGCAGGAUGGGCCCAGCUGGAAGAAGAGGACCGAGGACAUUCGGCACAUCUACGACUUCCGAGAGGUCCUGGGCACGGGGGCCUUCUCCGAGGUGGUCCUGGCAGAGGAGAAGGCGACGCGGAAGCUGGUGGCCAUCAAGUGCAUUACCAAGAAGGCGCUGGAGGGGAAGGAGACCAGCAUCGAGAACGAGAUCGCCGUCCUCCACAAGAUCAAGCACCCCAACAUUGUGGCCUUGGAUGACAUCUACGAGAGCAGCACCCACCUCUACCUCAUCAUGCAGCUGGUCUCUGGGGGGGAACUCUUCGACCGCAUCGUGGAGAAAGGCUUCUACACAGAGCGGGACGCCAGCGCCCUGAUCCGCCAGAUCCUCGACGCCGUCAAGUACCUGCACGACAUGGGCAUCGUCCACCGCGACCUGAAGCCCGAGAACCUGCUCUACUACAGCCUCGACGAGGACUCCAAGAUCAUGAUCAGCGACUUCGGGCUGUCAAAGAUCGAGGGCUGCGGCAGCGUCAUGUCCACAGCCUGCGGCACCCCUGGCUACGUGGCCCCUGAGGUGCUGGCACAGAAGCCCUACAGCAAAGCAGUGGAUUGCUGGUCCAUCGGGGUCAUCGCCUACAUCCUGCUCUGUGGUUACCCUCCUUUCUAUGACGAGAACGAUGCCAAGCUCUUCGAGCAGAUCCUGCGGGCUGAGUACGAGUUCGACUCACCUUACUGGGAUGACAUCUCAGACUCUGCCAAAGACUUCAUCCAGCACCUGAUGGAGAAAGACCCUGGCAAGCGCUUCACCUGUGAGCAAGCUCUGCAGCAUCCCUGGAUUGCCGGGGACACAGCCCUGGACAAGAACAUCCACCAGUCAGUGAGCGAGCAGAUCAAAAAGAACUUUGCAAAGAGCAAGUGGAAGCAAGCCUUCAACGCCACGGCGGUGGUGAGACACAUGAGGAAGCUGCAGCUGGGAACCAGCCAGGAGGGCCCGGGACAGAUGACUCCCACCAGCCCUGGCGAGCAGCUGGGAAGCGGCACCAGCAAUGGGUCAGACUGCGGGCGCCCACCCAGGAGCAGAGCUCAGCGCCUCGCACCACACUGAGCACGGCCCCUCACGGCCACAUCCUGGGGGGGCUGGGGAGGGGACGGGGGGCCCCAGCCCUCCCAUGGGCCCUGCAUGGGGUGAGGGGGCGCUGCAGGGGUGGAGCCAGGGGGGAGAUAUGGCAUGGUAGCACGCUGCCCUGCUCAUCUCAGAUGUGUGGGGCAGCCCCCCACUGCCAGCUCACUGCAGAGCUCUGUGUGGGGGCAGGGGCAGCCCCUGGAGCCCCCCCCCAGCACGGGGCUGCAUGCUGGGCCCCCUCCCACACCCUCUCCCUUCCCCCCACGCCUGCCCUGGCACUGCCCCACACUCCCCCAGCAUGUUGAAGGAGAAUUUUCCAAAUGGAUGUUUCUAUUUUAUUGCUUGUAAUAAAGGCAAGAGGCCAACA